Epithele typhae is the source of this 2256-nucleotide messenger RNA. RefSeq lists its product as uncharacterized. NCBI's taxonomy places the organism in Eukaryota, Fungi, Basidiomycota, Agaricomycetes, Polyporales, Epitheliaceae. Bases 1 to 2256 code for a protein of 751 amino acids. The transcript is spliced from 12 exons. The record is from RefSeq and is a predicted model, not a curated record.
AUGCAGGCGAGCAGUGUGUUCCAGGAUGACGAGCGGCUCUCUCCCUCGCUAUCUGCCGCCACCGAGAGUAGCUGGAGUCUCAGAGAUGAAGUCGGCGGUGACGUAGGAGCGUCACUGGCGAACAAUACAUUGGCUUCCUUGAUUUUGAGUGUCUGGAAAGUGGACUGGCAGCCAACUGUGGGAGACGAGGACGCAGUGAAGAAGUGUCGUUACGUCCAAGUACGGACUGAGGCAUCGGAUGAUCAUGUCCCAGAUCUCCGGAGGGAGACGGGGAGACGAUUGUGUGGGGGUGUUGGCGUGAGGGUCUUCGAACGGCACGGCCCUGGACCAAAGCGGGACGAAAGGGUGGAUGUUGUUCGCGAGGGAUACCAUCACUGUCACGCGUUGUGCCGCCGUGAUCGCGGUCGGAGUGACUCCGUCGCUCUCCUUGGCAGCGCAGCCCUCGACGAUCAGGGUAAACGUGAUCGUCUCCAAACCGGCAAAACGACUUCGCCCGAUCAACCUGGCCAGUUCCGCGAGCGUCGUGAGGGACUCGACCGCGCGAGAGAGCGCGACUUGAGGAAGGGCGAGUGUGAGCUUGCGCAGCUCUGGGAUGUACCCAUCCCCGAGUAUAAGCGGGAAGCAUUCCAAAUGCCUGAGAUCACUAGCCCCAUUAUCUACUGGGUAGAUGGUGUGGACGACAUGGGCGAUACAAGGGCGAGGCAGGCAGCACGGGUGACGUGGGCGAGUCGAGAGCGAACCGGGCAAGCGGGCGAGGUGGACGAUGUGGGUGAUGCGGACGAGAGGCAGGUGAUGUGGCAGCGAACGGGGCGAUGUGCGGGAGAUGCCCAAACCGGGCGCAAUACGGUGAGGCGGGAGAUGCGGGUUUGGACGUGGGUGACAUGGGCGAUGUGGGUGAAUGGGCGUCGGUUUGGCCGCGAGCUUAAACAAGCGCGUGAGCGACUGCACGCGCAUCUAGCGCAUCUGCGCGUGAAUGUCGCACUUGCCUGUGAGAGCGUGAGGCAGCGUCAGCGUCAGUGUGGGGCGCGCGAUAGCGGAGACGGAGCUGUAGUACUCACAGAUGGGCCACGCCCACGUUCACGAGAUGCGCAGGAGAUGGGCGAAGUGGCGACCAUCCUCGGCUGCAGGAGGGCAAUAAGCGGGGCAGUAGACGCGGGCGAGGUGAGCGAGAUGGGUGACGUACGACACAAGAGCGAGGGUGAGGGCAAAACGAACGAGGGAGAGGACAAGACGGGCGAGAGCAAGAUGGGCGAGGGCGGGACGGGUGAGAGAGAGGCGGGCGAGAGAGAGGUGGGCGAGGUGGGUGAGACAGGUGAGACGAGCGCAUGCAAGAUGGGCGAGAUCUGGGGUGACGCGAGCGAGGUGGGCGACACAGGCGAGAUGGACGAGGGCCCAGGGGGUGGCGGGGAGGGAGAGAGCAGAACGGGCGAGGGCGAGACGGGCAAUUACGAGACGGGUGGAGUGUGCAAGGGCGAGAUGGGCAAGGGGAGGCCAGAGGACGACAACGACGAUGAGGAGGAGGACCACGACGACGAGAGCGCUGGAGUCCACGCAACGCGCGUCGUUUCCCACGCUGAUGCCAGCACCUGUUUUGGUGAGUCUCCCGUUGUGCUCUCCUGCGCUCCUCGCCUCCUCCUCCUCCUCCUCCCAGACUCCGGCCGCGCCACCGACCCCGUCCCCACGACGUCGGUUACGUCCCAACGGGUGUGCACGGGGUGCUCAUCCCCCUGGAACGGCUGUGUAGCGCGCCACUACGCGCACGCCUCGCCCUCACCUCGCACGUGUCUGUGCCGCCCGCCAUGUUUCCUCGCCCGCCUCUCCUGUCUCGCGCCCGCGUCAACAUCCCCCAUUUUCCCUGCCUGGGUCGUCAACCUGUCGUCCACCCCACUCAGAGCUUCUCCCGUCAACGGCGCGACUUCGCAGGCACGGGCCGCUACUGUACGCCCGGAGGAUUACCCGUGGACACUGGUGUCUGCGUACCGCAUGGACGACCAGCGCGUGCCUGUGGUGCCCCAGGUGCUCUAUUCACUUGCUGGCUCACCUAUGGAGUUGGAAAAGAAGCGGUGUACGCGCAAGGCGAGGCCCCGGUAUCCCCAGGUGCCACCUCCCACCACGCUGCCGUCCCGUUACCCACCCCGGAUGUGCAUGGUCAUGCAAACGGCCUCGGCGAGCCCUUAUGACCACGUCGCCCACAUCAUCCACCCAUAUCGCUCGCCCGCGUCUGCGUCGUUCCCGAGCCAACGUUCACAUCGCUGA